Molecule: messenger RNA, 4478 nt
Organism: Nasonia vitripennis (jewel wasp)
Lineage: Eukaryota; Metazoa; Arthropoda; Insecta; Hymenoptera; Pteromalidae
Product: F-box/LRR-repeat protein 20
Exons: 9
Coding region: 438-1985 (515 amino acids)
Biological process (GO): SCF-dependent proteasomal ubiquitin-dependent protein catabolic process
Cellular component (GO): SCF ubiquitin ligase complex
Molecular function (GO): protein binding
Source: RefSeq, a predicted model, not a curated record
CGCAGUAACACCGUCCGAGAAAAGCGGCACCUACUACAUACCGAUUGGCCGGGCUGUCGCCAAGCCGAGAGCAGCCAACCUAUCGCUUCGGCCGUUCCAGCGGAAGGAACUCGCGAGCAGCGCCUCUCUCCUUGUGUUUAUGAUAGCCUCCUGCUGCGUAUCUGUCUCUCUCUCUCUCUCUCUCUCGCGCGCUCCUUCUCUCUCGUGCGGGAAUACACAAGUCCGUUCAGUAGACUCGGCCAUUUCUCUGGCGAAGCUGCGCUCGUCGACGGACUCGCGGCUCGUCCCAGUGUGUGCAGUGCGAGGAUCGUGCGGUGUUUGUGCUGUGUGCAGCAGUCCCGUGCAGCCCAGGCCCUCGGCGGCCCCUUUGUUUCCCCCUGCGCUGCGUGUCGGGUCGACCCCGAGACUCCUGCGGCAAAAUAACGCGACGCAAAAGGAUGAUACACUCCGGGCGCACGAGGCUCGAGAAAAAAGUAAGUCGAGUGGGUGUGGGUGGAGGGGCUCAAGUUGGUCAAGGGGUUCAGCCGACUGACGAGUCCGGUGUCAGCAUUCACUGGUGGAGACAACAGCAUCAUCUUCAUCACCAUCACUAUCAUCAACAUCACCAUCAACAUCAGCAGCAUCAGCAGCAGGGCAGUUACUAUGCGUCUUCGCAAUCGCACUUUCACAACAAUCCCGUCGCUACCAUCAAGCAGUCCUACAUGCAGUUGACGUGGGUCUUUCACGAUGACGAGGCUCAAAUCAACAAAAAACUGCCAAAGGAAUUGUUGCUGAGAAUCUUGUCGUACUUGGACGUCGUGUCGUUAUGUCGCUGCGCCCAAGUAAGCAAAGCCUGGAACGUCUUGGCACUCGACGGCUCGAACUGGCAGAGAAUAGACCUCUUCGACUUUCAGCGGGACGUAGAGGGACCAGUGAUCGAGAACAUCUCUCGAAGAUGCGGCGGAUUCCUGCGCCAGCUGUCCCUCAGGGGCUGCCAGAGCAUCGGCAACGUGUCGAUGAAGACCCUCGCGCAGUCCUGCCCGAAUAUCGAGGAGCUGAACCUGAGCCAGUGCAAGAAAAUCUCGGACACGACUUGCGCGGCUCUGAGCAAUCACUGUCCCAAGCUUCAGCGGCUCAACCUCGACUCGUGCCCCGAGAUCACGGAUCUGUCGCUCAAGGAUCUCUCGGACGGCUGCAGACUGUUGACUCACAUCAACCUGUCGUGGUGCGAGUUGCUGACGGAUAACGGCGUCGAGGCACUGGCCAGGGGAUGUCCGGAGCUCAGAAGCUUUCUCAGCAAGGGCUGCAGGCAGCUGACCGACAGGGCGGUCAAGUGCCUCGCCCGGUUCUGUCCGAAACUCGAGGUUAUCAACCUUCACGAGUGCAGGAACAUAACCGACGAGGCAGUCAAAGAGCUGAGCGAGAGGUGUCCUCGGCUGCACUACGUUUGUAUUUCCAACUGUCCGAAUUUGACGGACAGCUCACUGAGUACUCUUGCACAACACUGUCCUCUUCUUAGCGUAUUGGAAUGCGUCGCGUGCGCCCAUUUCACCGACGCCGGCUUUCAAGCUCUCGCACGAAACUGUCGACUGCUGGAGAAAAUGGACCUGGAGGAGUGCGUUCUGAUAACCGACGCGACGCUCAUUCACCUGGCGAUGGGCUGUCCGCGAUUGGAAAAAUUGAGUUUGUCACACUGCGAACUGAUAACCGACGAAGGCAUCCGACAGUUGGCCCUGUCGCCCUGUGCCGCGGAGCACUUGGCCGUGCUGGAGCUCGACAACUGUCCCCUCAUCACCGACGCCAGUCUGGAUCACCUUCUGCAAGCUUGCCACAACCUCGAGCGCAUCGAACUCUAUGACUGCCAAUUAAUCACUAGGGCUGGCAUACGUAGACUACGAACCCACUUGCCAAACAUAAAAGUACACGCGUACUUUGCGCCGGUAUCGCCGCCGCCGAGUGCGGGCGCUUCGCGGCAGCGCUACUGUCGCUGCUGCGUCAUUCUGUGAUUCCGUACCGCCAGCCACACGCGGUACCACGUCCUAAGCCAGCUCCGAGUUUCACCGGGCUGCCACAUCUGCGGCAGCUACCGGCGAGCUUUGGAGCACCGAUAAAUAAUCUCCCUACAGACAGCGGAGCGGCUCUUCGCAGCCUAAAAAGACAACAACAGCAACAUCAACAACAAACCCCCCUUUUGAAUGAAGACGAGCGAGCUGACAGCGCGCACCGGCGUCGUCGUUGUCGAGGUCGCGGUCACUGCGGAUUUCACUCUCUCACUCUCACUUCACUCAGUCCCGAUGUAAUACUUUUGCGUUUGCUCCGCGCGACAGACACACAAACACGGAUUCAUCAUUAUACCAAAACCCUCCCUGACUAAUUAUGAAUAUUAUACCGAACAAGUCGCACAAAAAUGGACUCUCAACGAGACGACGACAACAACGCUCUUUGUACAAGCGAAACGUUAUAUACAUUAUAAGGCGGUCGCGCAUUUUAGUAUAUUUUAACCGAGACGAUUCCGUCGUCCGGCCGAGGUCACAUUCCCCUAUCGGCCCGAUCGAUUAUUGUAUACCGGGCAUUGGCUGCGGUAAUAGUUAUUGUGCUAGUAGUGACUAUUAUAAUAAUUGUCGUAUCGCGAAGGAAAAACAUCUGGACAUCGCGUCUCCUCGACUGUCAAUGGAGAGAGCCGUAGGCGGGCCAGCCUUGACCAGGAGAGCUCAGACUGACAAAAAAUAAACGAAUCAAAGCGUUUUAAAUUAAAACAAAACACAAAAAAAAACAGCGCGAUCGCAACAAUGAACAUUCACACCUCCCAUGGCUGAUUAGAGCUGAUCGGCGCACCGAACUUUGAAAAAUCGAGAGACAUUACGACGAGGAUGUACAUUAUACUUUUUGAAUUUCGCGAGCAUUUUUUCGCGAGUACUAUCGUGAGCGAUAUAUCUCGACGGCAUUACGCUUUUAACGAAUGAAAGACGAACAAACUUUUACGUGAUAAUGCGCAUACACUUGUACUACUGUGUGUAACCGAACUAUUUUACGCGCAGUUAGAGAGGAAGAAAGAGGAGCCGAAAGCAUCCUCUCAUGCGUUUCUUUUACAAUUUUUUACACCUUUUUCUAAUGUCUUUGACGGUUACGCUAACCCAUUGUUUAUUAACCCCUCACUGCGAGAGAAUAGCAAGAAACUGUUUGCAUUACCCUGAUUUUUUUUUGUGUUCAGUUACGAUUCUGUUCGCUAAUUUCCUAUGAUAUUCCUGGAAUGCAUUCGAGAAAUUGAAAAAAAAACGAACGGCGUAUACUGAUGUAUCUCUGUCGUGUAAUGGACAGAAAAAGGUAAAGAGACGAGAAAAUGAAAAAAAAGAAUAAUAAUAACGUAUAUACUUCGUAAAAAGUAUGUAUAACUAAGAUAUGUUUUAUACGCUGCAUGUUGACCAUAGAUGAGAGAGCGCACGACGUCAACUAAUGUGCGUGUAUACAAGUUCUCGUCUAUAAGAUAACACAAAAUAAUAAGUGAUGUUCGAUGCGUCUAUGAUAAUACUUGUAACGGCGGGUGAAAAUCGACUAUAUUUCUGGAGUGACGAUUCGGCAUGAGACUCUUAAUUUCCUUUACGAUCCUCACUGAUGUAAUUCUGAUCUGUGUAUACUUUUCGUUAUACGUAUAACACUGUCCCUUUUCGAUUGCGAUCGCAAGUCGAUCGAUCGAUUUCCAAGAGCUUAUAUAUUGAAGGAAAAGGAUAUAUUUCUUUUAUUUUCUCACGAAAACAAUCGAGUCGAGAGGAGAAGCGGAGGCGAAAGAGAAUUUGGCAGUGAAGCGAUUUGAAUUAUCGAGUUGGAUAAUAUUGAUGUUCUUCAUAAACAAACGUGAAAAAAAAACAAAAAAUAGCGUGAAUGAUUCACUGUGGAAUGCAAGUGAACGAACGAGCAAAUGUUUGGCUGUGCAAUAGAAUAGAGAAAAAAUGGUACAGACGCUAUUAUACGAGAGACGAAAUCGGCUGCGGCAUUUUUUUCUGCGUGUGUUUGCGAGUAUUCGAAAUCUCUGUUCGUCUUUUCUUUUUUAUUUUUGCAUAAGUCUAGUGCAAAACAUUGCGUCGUGUCCACCGCAUUAUUAACUAUUAUUAUUAUUAUUAUUAUUAUUAUUAUUUUUUUUAUUAUGAUUAUUACUAUUACUCGUAUAAAUGUUCGAGGUGGAUGUGAGUGAAGUUAACGAAUGACUAUCGAUAUUUAAUCAACCUACGAUGUUUAGUUAAGUCUAUACGGCUAAGUACGGAUUAGUUGAUAAAACUGUUCGAAAAAAGUUUAUGUUAUUUAUUAUAGUUUCUGUGUAACGACGCCGAUCGUACGCAAUAUCACUUUACGAUCGGGAGUAUUUUUAACAUUUCGAGGUAACGCUCAAACAGGAUCAGAAAAAAAUACUACUGGCCGAUUAACAUUUCACUGCUUCGAUAAACUGCAGUCUACCAUGUAUAUAUUUUCAUUAAUGUAUGUACAAUAAAAUAUAUUCGAGACAA